Molecule: messenger RNA, 837 nt
Organism: Chelonus insularis
Lineage: Eukaryota; Metazoa; Arthropoda; Insecta; Hymenoptera; Braconidae
Gene: twr
Product: signal peptidase complex catalytic subunit SEC11 homolog C twr
Exons: 4
Coding region: 206-751 (181 amino acids)
Cellular component (GO): signal peptidase complex; membrane
Molecular function (GO): serine-type endopeptidase activity
Source: RefSeq, a predicted model, not a curated record
UUUAUACAGUAUUCUAUGAUUAUACACGUAUACGAAUUUGUGGAAACAAAUAUUUCUGAAACAUUGGUUAAAUAGUAGCAAAUGGUUAAGUCAGUGUUAUGUUUCUAUUUUAAUUUUUCACGUUUUUAUAAUUUAUCUCUUAGUUGAAAUAAAAUUAAUCAAUUACUUUGACCUAUAAAUUUAUUAAAAAAAUCAAAAAGUCAAUAUGAUUCUUCAAGGAAUGUUUGACGAUAUUAAACGCAUGGACAAGCGGCAGUUUUUCUAUCAAGUUUUAAGCUUUGGUAUGAUCGUAUCAUCAGCUUUAAUGAUAUGGAAAGGAUUAAUGAUUGUCACAGGAAGUGAAAGCCCUAUUGUCGUUGUACUGAGUGGAAGUAUGGAACCGGCAUUUCAUCGUGGGGACUUGUUGUUUUUAACUAAUUACCAAGAUGACCCAGUAAGAGUUGGAGAAAUUGUAGUAUUCAAAGUGGAAGGAAGAGAUAUUCCUAUAGUACAUCGUGUACUCAAAUUACAUGAAAAAGCUGAUGCUAACUCAACAGUUAAAUUUUUAACAAAAGGAGAUAACAACUCAGUUGAUGAUAGGGGUCUUUAUGCACCCGGUCAACUGUGGUUAACUCAUAAAGAUGUGGUUGGAAGAGCCCGUGGAUUUUUGCCAUAUGUUGGAAUGGUUACAAUUUAUAUGAAUGAAUAUCCAAAACUGAAAUAUGCAGUUUUAGCAAACCUUGGAUUUUAUGUUCUUAUACACAGAGAAUAGUGAAGUGUUUUUUAAUUAAUAAGGGAACUUUUUUUUUCAUUUCUAAAAUUUAUUUAAGACAAAAAUAAAACAAGUAAUAAUAUAAA